Molecule: messenger RNA, 2241 nt
Organism: Esox lucius (northern pike)
Lineage: Eukaryota; Metazoa; Chordata; Actinopteri; Esociformes; Esocidae
Exons: 5
Coding region: 159-1154 (331 amino acids)
Molecular function (GO): DNA binding
Source: RefSeq, a predicted model, not a curated record
UAUCACACACCGGACAUGUUUGUUUUGCGUGCUUUUGCUUUUAAAUGUUUUGAUAACGUUUUGUUGUUGACAGCCAACACGCGGCAUUUGCAUUUAAACGGAUACAUAACCAUUUAAGGAAAUACCUUUUUUAAUCACAUUUAGGAUAUUCGUGCAAUAUGCAAGAAAUGCCGGAAUCACAGCCGUCUAAAAGUGAGGUGGAGCGGAAUCACGAAUGCAUGAUGCUACAACAAAGAAUAGAUACGACUAGCAUUGCCAAUAGAACGAUGAAGAUGGAGAUGGACGCGUACAACCCUUCCUACACUGCGGAGCUUCAGUUCCUAAAGUCGCGGGUUCGGGAGCUUGAGAAGGAGAAGGCCGAAAUAGUAGCUGACAACCAGCGGCUGCAAAACAUGCUAGUGAAGGAGAUCCCUGGCCUGCUCUCCACCAUGUGGCAAACUCUGGGCCAAGCAAACCAGCCCCCCCACCCUGCCGCUUCACCACAGGCGGUCUCCACAGCAACAGGGAGGGGUGAGAGCUACAUGUAUGCGCACCACUCGGUUUCGGGUCACUCCGGCCGCGGGUUCAGUCCCCCGCUCCAUCAUCAGCCAAUGUCCAACCGCUCAGCUAUGACUCUGGACGACAUGAACGGAAGCGUGUCCACCUUCGGUCCCGAGGUCGAUGUCAGUGAGCACGGCGUGGAAGAAGACUUAGAGCUGAGUAACAUCACAAAGGACAGCGACUCCCACAGCUCGCUGUGUGGCAUAGCAACCAACCUACCCAGGACCUGCUCAGAGACACACUGUGUCAGCGUGACUGGCCAUGUAAACCAGGUGGAGGUAUAUCCAGGUUCUGGGGUUUUUUGUGAAAUGCGGUCCUGGCAUGCAGCCAAUCAGACUCAGUCUCCCACAGUGAUGGCGCGCACCCUGUUGCUGGGCGUGUUUGACAUGGACACCCUGCUGAACAGCAAUCUACGAGGCGGGCGGAGCCGCAGACCAACGUUUCCCAACCACCGCACUGCCCUCGACCCACAGAAACUCAACGCCAUCUAUAAUGCCACACUGGCCCGCUUCCCGUUGGCCAGGAAAGGACAGAUUGGCACCGGCAUCAACUCCAAGCUGUCUGAGCUCCGGUUCCGAUCCAGGAGAGCCAACCGGGAGUCUACUUUUCUAUGAAGGACUUUGUCUGCUCACGAGCCCGAGUUGUAUUAAAUCAGUGUUUUAUUACAUUUAUUUAUUUGAAAACAUUUUGUCACAUGAACUGUUAAAUUUGUUGUCAGGCACUGUUACAACGCCAACUCUCGCCACUGAUCGACAGCCAGCGUUGACACAGGCAAAAUUUCACACGAUUUCACAGACUUAUUUAUUUUUUUAAUUCUAACUUGACUCAUGCCACCGAAGUCUGCCAGCACAUAAACGUGUAGCACAGCGAGAGACCGGAAGGGGCGACCUGCCAAACGGCCUAUUCCCUUUUCACCAUCGCCUACAAGUUUAACACACGUGGCAGUUCAGACUAUUGACGUGAUGCAAGAGAACCGUGUCAGUUGUACUGAGAGUGGGGAGCACCAACGCAUGCAGCUCCAAAUGUCUCACGUCUUUCCUCACUCUGGUGUCAGGUGACUGUGGAUCAUAUCAGCACUGGCAUAGGAUGCUGUUUGCUUGUUGUUUUGAAAUGUUUGACAGUGACUUGUUGGCCUAGGCAUAGCCAGGUGUUGUCAUUCGUGAUUAAGAAAUGAAUUCAUUUUUAGGCAUUGUGGAGUUCCACCUCAAAGUUAUUGUUUGCAGAUAAUCUAAAUCAAAACCUAGUUGACCUAAUAGUGGUAGCACGAAAACAAAUAAUUACGAGAGACUGUUGCGGCAGGGUACAGUAGCCAAGCAGACAAGGUGAACAAACCCUUUCGUUCUGUCCCUGAGCAAUAUGGUUAAACCUAAUUGUUUCCUGGUCGUUUCUUCAGAAAUAACCUGUUCUUAACAUAUUUACCUUUUAAAAUAACAGAGAAAUGCAAAUGUGUGCUGUUGGAAAAUCUUGACUUGUUAACAGUAAAGGAUAAUGGGACAAGCUUAACUAGUUUUCUGUCUAUAACAAUUCCACUAAAUGUAACUUUGAUACAAACUUAUUUACAAAUAAGGCCUAUUUCUAGUUUUUAUUAAAGUCCUUAAAUUGUACAAUGGGUAUGUAAUCCAGCACAGAAAAUGGGUGAGUUUUUUAGUUGUUUUGAAUGGAAAGGCAAAAAAAACACAUGGAAAAAUAUUAUUUUUGAUG